AUGAGUUCAACAUCAAUUGAGUUGCGAGCUCGCGAAGAAGGGUCCUCUCCAGCUGAAGAUGUCGAUCUCACGAGUACCCAUGAAUUCUCUUCACUUCCACCUGUAGAUGGCGGAAAAGAUGCUUGGUUCUUCCUCGCUGCUUCAUUCAUGGUUGAAGCUCUUACCUGGGGCUUUCCGUUUGCGUUUGGUGUCUUUCAGGAUUACUACAGUACCAAUGCACCCUUUGAAGGAUCAUCAGCUAUUGCCGGAAUAAUGUAUCUCGGUCUUCCCUUUGUCAUGACCCUUCAACGUCUCUACCCCAAGCAAAGCCGCUGGUCUCCAAUGAUAGGACUCUUCAUCAUGUGCAUUGCCCUCGCGCUGAGUUCAUUUUCCCAAAACACCACCCACCUCAUCCUUACACAGGGAAUACUAUACGCCAUAGGUGGUUCCAUCUCCUACUGUCCGUGUCUAUUGUAUAUGGAUCAAUGGUUCGCCAAGAAAAAGGGCUUCGCGUUUGGAGUAAUGUGGUCAGGCACCGGUCUCGCCGGCUUCGCAUUACCGCUCCUCUUUGAGAAAUUCCUCCACGACUAUGGUUUCCGUACUACGUUGAGAAUAUGGUCUGUUUCUCUCUUCGUUCUGACAUUGCCGUUGGCGUAUUUCAUCAAGCCGCGUCUUCCACACUCUGCUACGAGACAUAUUAAUCCUCUCAAGCUGGGCUUUGCGCUACGACGGAACUUUAUGCUGCACCAGCUUGCGAAUAUUACCCAAGCGCUAGGAUUCUUUUUGCCGGGGAUUUAUCUUCCUUCUUAUGCCAGAACGGCUAUUGGGGCUGGGACGUUUGCUUCGGCUUUGACGGUGUUGCUGAUUAAUGUUGCUUCGGUGUUUGGGUGUGUGGCUAUGGGUGCGCUUACAGAUCGGCUGCACGUCACGAAUUGCUUCUUGAUAUCUGCGAUGGGAACAGCACUCAGCACAUUUCUCCUCUGGGGAUUUUCGACGAAUUUACCUGUGCUGUAUAUUUUCUGCGUGGCUUAUGGGAUAUUUGCAGGUUCAUAUACGACCGCCUGGACCGGAAUCAUGCACAUGGUGUCGUCUGGAGAUGUAGCCAGCAGCAGCGGAAGAUCGUUUGAUCCGGCUAUGGUGCUGGGUGUUUUAUCCGCAGGACGAGGGAUUGGGAAUCUGGUAUCUGGACCUCUUAGCGGGGCGUUGAUCAAGGGGAUGCCGUUCCAGGGUCAAGCAUUUGGGGGAUACGGGACGGGAUAUGGUUCGUUGAUUAUCUUUACCGGUGUUACGGGGUUGGCUAGUGGUGCUACGUUUUUGUUUAGAAGGGUUGGAUGGGUGUGA
Fusarium pseudograminearum CS3096 is the source of this 1320-nucleotide messenger RNA. RefSeq lists its product as uncharacterized. The record is from RefSeq and is a predicted model, not a curated record. Gene Ontology annotation, cellular component: fungal-type vacuole membrane. Gene Ontology annotation, molecular function: transmembrane transporter activity. Lineage: Eukaryota; Fungi; Ascomycota; Sordariomycetes; Hypocreales; Nectriaceae. Gene Ontology annotation, biological process: transmembrane transport. The transcript is spliced from 3 exons. Bases 1 to 1320 code for a protein of 439 amino acids.